Molecule: messenger RNA, 3145 nt
Organism: Medicago truncatula (barrel medic)
Lineage: Eukaryota; Viridiplantae; Streptophyta; Magnoliopsida; Fabales; Fabaceae
Product: transcription factor bHLH155
Exons: 11
Coding region: 611-2659 (682 amino acids)
Biological process (GO): regulation of DNA-templated transcription
Molecular function (GO): DNA-binding transcription factor activity; protein dimerization activity
Source: RefSeq, a predicted model, not a curated record
ACUACCCCCCAUAGCUUUUUUCAUUAGCAAUAGUGCAAAAUCAAAUAUAUAUUUUUCUUUGUUCAAAAGAGAAAGUGCUUCCCAUCUUUUCCACCUUGUUUGGAUUUGGAAUUGGAUUUGGAUUUGAAUCAUACAUAAACAAAUUUCUAUUGAGUGUGGAAUAUUCACAAAGAAUAAUUUCUCAUGGACUAUGAUGAAUAUGUGUAUGGUGAAAUUUUUGAAAUUUAUAUAGUCAACAACUAUAGUGGAAGUGUUCUUCUAGAUUAAGCUACUUUGUUGCAGAAUUCAUAGUUUUUGUGCCUAUUUUGUAAAAUUACUUUCUUGGAGAAUGGAAACUGUGAGCACUUCUGGUCAUCAUUGAUUUCGGCAGCACGGCUCAACAAAUUUACUUUGUUAUAAUUUUUUGUUGGAAGAACCAAGUUAUGGUUAUUUUGUUGCUCAUAAGUACAAUAGGGCCUAUGAUAAAGAAAAGAGUUGGUUUAAGAAUUAAACAAGCUGGUAGAGGUUCAUACAGAGGUAGCUAGGUGUUUUGUGUGUUUGAGAAUUGUUGUUGGUUGUUGUGUUUUGUGUUUCUUGUUUAUUUUACCGAAAAGUCGUGCAAAAGUAGAAGAUGGAAGCUACUUCAAUUACACAAUUGUUGAAGGGCUUUUGUGAUACUAUGCAAUGGCACUAUGCUGUCUUUUGGAAGCUUAAUCACCUUUCUCCGAUGACUUUGACCUGGGAAAAUGCUUACCAGAAAAGUAAUCAGCCUUUGGGGAGUAUGUGGGGGGACAUCAGUUUCGAAUCCCCAGAUGAUGUAUAUUCUUCGAGAGAAGGAACUGAUGAUUCAGGAGAUUAUUCAGUUCGACUUCACAUGAUCGAAAUGUCUCGUCGCAAAUACAGUUUGGGAGAAGGGGCUGUUGGCAAAUUAGCUCUUGCCAAGGACCAUUUUUGGGUUUCCUGUGAGGAUAUUUUCACUGGUAAAUUCGACACUAGUUUAAUUCCUGAGUGUCCUGAUGAGUGGCUUCUUCAAUUUGCAUCUGGCAUCAAGACUAUUGUGCUGGUACCUGUUCUUCCACAAGGAGUUUUGCAAUUUGCUUCGUUUAACUCGGUUGCUGAAGACCUGGAAUUUAUUACCAAUAUCAAGGAGAAAUUUAAUUUCAUUCAUCGUCUGGAAGCUAAUUGUACACCAUUGAACUUGGGAACUGAUUCUCAAGAUUGGUCAUUCUCAACUCUAUCGCAUUAUUUGAUGGAUAGCUUCGACGAAUCUUCUUCAGCUAGUACUUCCUUCAAUAUAAAUGCAUCAACAAGAUUUCCUCAGAAUGACUAUGGAUUGUCUAGAGAAAUUCAGCUAAAAUCCCUCAAAAGAGCAAAUGAAAAUGAGAUGGUUUCCUCAUCAUUUGAGACAAAACAUAUUGGUUAUGUGGAGACAAAAUCAAAUCACUUGGUAGAAGAGAUAUGGCCAUGGUCUCACUUUGUCGACAAUGACGGAAAGUUUGGAGACACGUCGAAUGGAUUAAGUUCUUACUCUGAUAGUAUUAUGACCGAGCAACUAUUUGGAAGCACUGAAACUAAUCAUGUUGAUGUUAAGAAUUUCAAUUUCAACGACUUUUCCAUUGUUCCGUCAAUGUCUGAAUUGGACAAAGCGAUUGGAUCCGUUGCAUAUAGACAGACAGGCAAAUGUAUACCGAAAUAUAUCUCAGAGGAGGAUACUUACAGCAGUUCAACUUUAAUGUCCAAUAAAAAGAAUCUUAACCGUAUUAAAAGCUUCGAGAUUCCAGAAGGAAUUCAUCCAGAAUAUCUCUUGGAUGCUGUUGUCGGCAAUUUAUACAGUGCCUCCGAUGAAACUUCAUGUAGAUCCAAUAGUGUUAGGUCUCAUAUAACAAUGCCAUCAGAGUUUACUGGAUCCAUUCAGCCACAAAUCAAUUCUGAAGAAAGCACCGCAUUUAUGAAAAAUUCAAAUGUUGGAAGUGAUCUUAUGCCUGAGCUUACGGCCAUGGGGAACGAGAAAUUUUCAAACCAGUUUCUAUCAUCGUUCGAUGGUAAUUCAGGCUUGUUGAUUUGUGAGGCGCCACAGGAAAAGGUUAAUAAUAUGAAGCCUAUUAGUGGACCAAAGCUUUCUAGCACGAACAAAAAAAGAGCAAAAGUAGGCAAUAACAAAAAUUCAAGGCCAAGAGAUAGACAAUUGAUCAUGGAUAGGAUGAAGGAGUUGAGGGAACUUAUCCCAGAUGGUGGAAGGUGUAGCAUUGAUAACCUCUUGGAACGAACCGUAAAGCACAUGAUGUACUUAAGAAUGGUAACAAGUCAGGCUGAGAAACUGAAACGAUUCGCAGAUCGUGAGGUACCUGAAAGGAAAAGGCAGAAAAUAAAUGGCAGCCAUCCAGGAAGAAGCUGUGCAUUUGACUUGGAAAGUGAACUAUCAUGGCCUAUAGUCAUAGAAGAUCUGGAAUCCGCAGGGAACAUGCUCAUAGAGAUGGUAUGCAAUGAGCAUGGACUUUUCUUGGAGAUUGCUCAAGUGAUCCGAAGGCUGGACAUUACCAUCUUGAAAGGGAUUUUGGAAAACCGUUCGAGUACCAGCUGGGCUUGUUUUAUCGUUGAGGUUCCUAGAGGUUUUCACAGGAUGGAUAUUUUAUGUCCUUUACUGCAUCUCUUGCAGCUUAGGAGAAAUCCUGUCUCAUAGAAAGCUGACCCUUCAACCUUAUAUGAAGGAAAUGUAGUUUGUCUACAGUUUUAAAUGACAAGCUUUGUUUUUAUAUUGUAGAAGUUAAAAUAAUUGUGUGACUUAUGACUAAUGGUACAAAUAAUUGGGUUGAUACCUAUGAAGCACGAGUACAGACACAUACAACGGACUCAACAAGACACGCUGACACCAAUAAUAAUUUGAGAAAACCAUAUAAUUCAGUGUAAUCAUAUGUGUCGGUGUUGUGUUGGUGUCGAACAUGAUUGAGGCACGCCUAAUCCGAGGAGUGUCUGUGCUUCAUAGGUUGAUACUCUAUUUAGUGUUGUUGUAGCAUUUGUUUUUGAUGAUUGCCUGAAUAUGUAAACAAGAAUGCUACAGGAGUGUUAGUAACUGUGGAACCAAGACUGACUAGCUAUGUAGACAUAUCUAGUGUAAUAUAAUGAAUUGCUUUUUGAAAGAAAGUGUGGUGAAUGCUAUUUAAAGAAA